This is a messenger RNA of Liolophura sinensis, 5714 nucleotides long. RefSeq names its product ubiquitin-associated protein 1-like. Gene Ontology annotation, molecular function: ubiquitin binding. The record is from RefSeq and is a predicted model, not a curated record. Gene Ontology annotation, cellular component: ESCRT I complex. Lineage: Eukaryota; Metazoa; Mollusca; Polyplacophora; Chitonida; Chitonidae. Gene Ontology annotation, biological process: ubiquitin-dependent protein catabolic process via the multivesicular body sorting pathway.
CUGACAGAUGUUCGAAGAAAGAUGAUGUUGGAGAAAGAAAAUCAGUUGAUGAUACCAGCACUUAUUAAUUCUGCAGUGAAACCGGUACUUUGUUUGUGAGAGAAAAGACGUGCUGUACAUCUGCUGAGCUCAACAUCUACGUUCAAAAUGUCGUUUCAUGGGAGUGAUUCAGCAUUGGGCUCAUCUAGCCUGUAUCUUGAUGGAAUUCCAUUCAAAAUUGGUGAGAGUUUCAGACGGCCAGCUAAGGUGGCAUUACCAGACACUACCACACAUGCUGAUGUGAUGGGAGCUUUAGCAGAGGAGUACUCCUUCUGCACAGAAGAAGCAGUAUUGGCCUGGUUGACAGAUGUCCGUCGUGCGGAAGAAGUAAAAAUACAACAGGAUACUGAGCGUUCUGAGAGGGAACCAAAGAACAAAGAGAGAGAGGAGGUGAAUUCAUCUGGCGAUGAGAAUGCUGAUGAAACAGAAGUGAAAGAGAUAAACUGGAACAAGGAGUCAGUUGUUGACAGCAGCCGGUCCUGGUCCAAUCCUGUCCUGGCAUAUUUCAGCAGUGAUUUGCUAAAGCCUACUCCGAUUGCAAACAACAGCACACCUAUUCCACAGUCAACUGGAACAGCUGCCAGUGGAGGAAACGACUUUGAUAUACGAUCUUUUGAUAAAGUAGAUGAUCCUUUUGAUAAUUUGGAACUUCAAGUUAUAGAUGACUUAGAAGAAUUAAAAUCAGUUCUGCAAGGAUCACAGUCCACCUUAAAUAAUGGUGAAUCAAACAGAGCUGAGACGAAAGCAAGCACAGAAAGUAAUUCCAAUACAAACAAUUGCGAGUCCAACAAGGUGACAAUGCGCAAGAAUGCUGUUAGAAUGAAGCGCGGUAAAAUAGCAAGUUUGACUAGUAUUUCCUCUGUGAACAAUGCCCAAGCAGUUGAACCUGCUGGGCCAGAGUAUGUUAAUUUUCAUUCUGUAGCAGAUGUUACAAACCCUAAAAAAGAUCGAGGAGCGCAUAGACAGUUACCACCCUUGCCAGCUCAAAGGCAUAGCAUUGCUCUACCACCUCUUAGAGAUGUUCAGAAGGCAAGUAGUACUGUUGAUAGCUCUAAAGGUGUGCAGCAGGUGAGACCUAACUCUAAUCCAGAGUUACAACUCUUGGGUAAUGGGCAGGCACAAGAUCACAGUGACUAUGAAAAUGUUGAGGUUUUCAGUCCUAGUUUGGAGAGCUCCAGCCCAGCUCUAUCAAACAACGGACAUUCCAUUUCAGCAGAUUAUGUAAAUGUACCACAUGCUGUGAACAGAGCAUCUAAAUCAGCGACAGAUGGACCUGUUGUGAAUAAGAAUAAUUUGCGCGCUGUGAAGAGCACUCCGAGUCUUCUACACGAGGAUGGCGAGUCAGCAACUGCAUCUGCUGUGUCACAUUCCCCACCCGCUAGACCCUCUUCUGGACAGUGUUGUGUUGCACUGUCUGAUGCUGGAGCUAACAAGCAAACGAAGAACAAACGUAGUGGUAAGAGCAAGGAGGGUAGGAGAGUAGGGAGAAGCACUUUUUAUGAAAACAUAGAGAUCCUUGAACCGAAAAUUCAGGAAGAGGCCUGGAACAAGUAUUCUCCCCUUCCCCCCACUGGAGGACAGAAUGGGAGGAAGCCUGCGUCAAUACCUCAGCAUUCAGAGAGAACAUCUGAGCUUGGGGAGAGGCCUAGUGGCGAAAGAGCAGCAGAGAACUUAACUGCUGGCAACAAGGAUCCCUAUAGCAGUCUCUCAAUUGAAGCCCAGGCAUUCGUCAACAAUCUCACCAGUAUGGGCUUCCUCGCUCACUGGGCUUCUAGAGCUGUCCUCAAGCUGGGUCAAGAUGACAAACUUGUCGUGGAACACCUUUGUCAUAUCAACUCUCUAGUGGAGAAAGGCUAUACAGCUACUCUUUCAGAAAUGGCUCUACAUCUCUUCACCAACGAUUUGAAUAAAGCUGUAAAGUAUUUGGACCUUUAUAUACAGUUCCAAGAAUUGGGCUUUCAGCAAGAAAAGAUUAGAGAAGCUCUGGUACGAAAUGACAUUGAUAGAGACAAAGCUUUGGACUUCCUGACAACUUAAACCCACAAGAGGCAGAUGGAUGUUUCUUCUCUCAGUAACUGUCCGCUUGUUGUCAAAUAUCAGAAAAGCUCCUUAAAGUUUGACAGAUCUUGUGUUUUGAAUUUUUGUAAAAGAUUUGUAUAGUUGUGAUAUAUCAUCGGUUUCUUUUUUUUUCUUUUAUUCUUCAACCAAAGUACAUGCAGUCAAUCACAUUUCUUAUCAGAAAUAUCUGGAGUACCAGUAUAUGUGUCUUUUUGAAAUUUGAUGAACGUUGCUCCAGUAGAAAGUCUGUUGUAAACUGAUAUUGGCAGACAUUCUACUUUUGAGAUUUCAUGUUUAGCUUGAUAACAUAUAUGUGUCCAAAACAACUCAACCAAAAUCAGUGAAACUGUAAAGGGGAGCAGUGCUUACUCUAUAUGGAAGUGCUACAGUGUAGUCGGUUUCAGGAAAAAGUCUGAAUGUGUUCAUUGCAGGUGACCUUUGCAUGACCUAUAUAUUAUCUUGCUUCUCGCACUGCGUUGUAACUCUCGUGCACACUUGUAUAGAACCUGUGUAAUAUGUCCCCAUACUUGUUUCAGUCAAAAUUCACAUUUUGUGGGAAAACGUAACUAUUAUUAAGCUUUAAUGAAUGAAAUAUCAUAUUGUGGCUUCCGUUGUAGGUCCCUGAGAGUGGAAUAGAUCGUGGUCCUGCAACACCUCAUUGCAAUCUCAUGUUUUACUAACAAUGACACCACUAACAAUGACACCCAGUAGACGUUCAACCGACAAAAAGCUCUAGAUACAACAGCUCACCAUGGGGUUUACACAUGUAUUUGGGGGUUUUAAUUUAUUCACGUCCAAAACUACUGGGCCAGGUACAGUGAAAUUUCUUACAUGGAUUCACUAUUGGAGUCUCAUCUUCAUCUGAGAUGUGUUUCAUUCUUCCCAGCUUAGCUUUCAGAAAUAAUGUGUGUACGUUAAUGUGAAGGCUAAUCUGGGAACACGUCCAACCGAUCUCAGAGCUAAGUCUCGUCAUACUCAUACGUUUCAUACUUGGUUAAAUUGUGGUCAGACCAGAUAACCUUUGACGUACUAUCUCUUAUCUGCUUAAAAGGUCACACCAGUUAAGAUUUUGUUUUAUGGGCUUAAUUCAUCUUUGUACAAUGCCGAAAGAAAGAUUUAACUCACUUCAUAUGCAUGGGAAAUAAGGCUUCCCAUUUUCCCAGCCAAUUUUCCCAUUUCUAAAGUAUUUAGGUGAUUGGAAAGCCUUGAAAAACAGUAAAAUCAUUAAAGUCAACAUAAAGUCAGCCAAUUUCUACACCGCUUAUCAACAAAAUAAAUAGCAAACAAUCGUCCGUACCUAGCCACUCAUUUGGUGGCGCCAUUUUGCCAUGUUAUAGCCAUCUAGAGUGACGUCACAAAACCUAGGAGCUCUCCUAUACCAUCAGUAAUAAACAAUGUGACAUUGAGAAAAUACAAACAAAAAACGCCUGAUACCCAACCAAAGAGUAUCAACCCUGUUCCGGGAUCAAAAGGCCGAUGUUUUUUUAGUUUGACGCUCGGUCAGGGCGAUGUUCGUGGACACAAGCAAUGUGUUUUAGCAGUCCUACCCGUUCUCGUCCUGCACAGGUGUAAGAAUUUGGCUUAGCUGGUUGUACCGACUUCAGGGCAUUUACCGAACAUAGCAGGAUUUUCGAAUUGAUAACAGACUCUUUCAUUCAGGUUUUGGGAAGAUAUUUUCGUAAUAAAUGUGACUUUGCCAAGGAAAAAUAAUGCGAAGUCACAAUAUUUUUCUUUAAGCAUUGACUCUCCGGAGGUGGUGUUUUUGCCAGCUCACCCUGACCACUGCAGUAUCCUGCCGGACAUGUACGCAUUGUGACACGGGCAGCUGUUCUCAGUAGUUUCCUUCUCAUAAAUCUGUGGUUCAAAAUGCAUCAUGUUAACAAUAAAAUUAUAAAAGAAAAGUCAAAUUUUAUUGUAUCGAUAUCUGUCUAUCUACUUUAAGAAACCACACUGACAAUCGAAAGCUAAUAGGUAUUUUGACGCGACAGCGAAUUAUCACGUGACGCUUUCAGAGCAAGGGAUUGCCUAAGAUCAUAAGGGCUUCUACAACAUGGUUACACUAGGUAAGUUGUCCAUCAGUGCCAUAUCUCCCAAUGGUGAACUUUAUUUUCUCGGCUUUCAAAACAUCGUAGAAUGUUUUACAUAUUUUUCUGUGAUAACUGUCCUGUAUCAUUUUUCUAUGUAUAUAUAGUCGCAGACUUUAUGUUCACUUUAAACCAUCAAGAUCAGACAAAAUAAAAUUCAUGGCUCUAAAGUGGUAUGCUAGGCAAUAAUGUAUGCUUUAAAUCUUUUUGUGAUUGGAAAACUGUUUGUGAUUUAUGGCUGUAGAGCCGAGGGGUUUUGGUUAGUGCAGUUUUUUGAUUUUAUUAUUUUUUUUUUUUGGCUGUUAUUUAUUUCCGACAAAGUUUCCAAGUGUAAAAUAAUAUAUGUAUGUAUUGUUUGUUUUUUUUUUUUCUUUGUUUUGUUUUGUAUUUUUUUUCUCUCAUCUAUUGGUAUUUUCUCAUCUGUAACAUGCUACAGAAGCUGGAAGUCCAUAUUCCUUUCCAUUAUUCUGUGAUCUUUUUCAAUUUUGGAGCACAGUAGUCUCACCAAUGCAGUCGCUCUGAGUUCAAGUCCAGCUCAUGCUGGCUUCCUCUCCGGCCGUACGUGGGAAGGUCUGCCAGCAACCUGUGGAUGGUCGUGGGUUUCCCCUGGGCUCUGCCCGGUUUCCUCCCACCAUAAUGCUGGCCGCCGUCGUAUAAGUGAAAUAUUCUUGAGUUCGGCGUAAAACACCAAUCGAAUAAAUCAGAUAAAUUAAAUUUUGGAGCAUGGUUGCACAACAGCAUUAUUUAUACACAUGUACAUUUCUCUUAUAAUUUUGCUUAUCCAGCCUUUGCAUGAAGCUAAAAUUGUUCCAUUUUCUUACAUUACAGGUUUUUAGUACAUAUAAUAGAUGAUGUAUUAAAAGAUGCCCAAUAUCAUGCCAAUAAUUUCCUGGGAAAACCUAUUAAUAAUAUAGUUUUCUUUCACAAUUUGUGUUGUCUCCGUUGCAAGAUACAAAUUAUUCAAAGUACAUUGUAUUAAAUAAAGUAACCUGAGCAGAAAAUGAAUCCCUGUUUUCUUAGAAAAGAGUGUAGAUAAUAGAGACAGUGUCUUUGUCUGCCUCCAUUUCAUGGUUUUAAUAAGCACAUGAGCUUAAUAUAUCCAUACUGUCUGAGUUUAAGCGUCUUCAGCCUAUGGAACAACACGCCUACAUUCUUGCAGUCAAACAUAUGCAGUUGAAACUUUCUGGGAACUGUUUAUAAACUAUUCAUAGUAUAUUACAAGCCGAUGGUGAAGCAAAUAAAUGGGUUGCUGGUACUCGUAUAAGUGUAAUUGAAAUAAUUUCUACAACAUCUUGAUUUUUGGUCGUAAAGAUUGCUUGUGUUAAUUCCUUAAGCUGGGCCAUUUAAGAACCAUGCAGGCACUUAAUUAGUCCAAUCAAUACGCAUUCAUGAAGGAUGUAUCGAUGACUUUCUCGACAAGCAUUUCACUUUAUAACGUGCCUUCAUCUUCAUACAAAGUUGCAGAAUUCAUUGUCAUGGCGAAAUAACCUGGAAACAUUAACCUUAAUUCUGUAAGCAUGUUGUGGCGAAUUG